AUGCCCUCACAAGCCACACCUACCAGCACCAACGCUGGAAUCGUCACAGACGAAAACAGCGGAGAGCGUCACAUCCCCGAAUCAGUUCGUGCCGAUGGGAGCACCCGGAAAGCCAUCAAAAUCCGCCCCGGAUACCGCCCUCCCGAGGACGUCGAAGUAUACAAGAACCGAACCGCAGAAGCUUUCCGCGAUCGAGGAAAAAGAAUAGGCAUUCCCGGAGCCGCGGGCGUAAAGGAGGAGAAACCAGAGCAGGCCUCUUCCGCCGCCAGCAAUAAGAACGCAAAGCGAAGAGAAGCCCGCAAGAAGGCCAAGGCUGGUACCGAAAACGAUGACACAACCACGACUGAACAAACCACGCAGACUCCCAAGGUGGAUGAGGUUGAUCCGGAGGUUGAGCGAGAAAAGAAGGCCCGUAAUCUUAAGAAGAAGCUAAAACAGGCCAAGGAGCUGAAGAAUAAGAAGGAGGGUGGAGAGGCACUACUCCCAGAGCAGAUAGCCAAGGUGAUUAAGAUAAACGAACUUAUUCGCGAGUUAGAUGCUCUUGGCUUUGAUUCGGAGGGUGAGCCGAAGUCGAAAUCGGAUGGGGAGUCCAAGGCGGUGGAAGGAACAAAGGAGUGA
Pochonia chlamydosporia 170 is the source of this 618-nucleotide messenger RNA. RefSeq names its product RNA binding protein Pym. Gene Ontology annotation, molecular function: RNA binding. The record is from RefSeq and is a predicted model, not a curated record. Bases 1 to 618 code for a protein of 205 amino acids. Gene Ontology annotation, cellular component: cytoplasm; exon-exon junction complex. The transcript has a single exon. NCBI's taxonomy places the organism in Eukaryota, Fungi, Ascomycota, Sordariomycetes, Hypocreales, Clavicipitaceae. Gene Ontology annotation, biological process: exon-exon junction complex disassembly.